Molecule: messenger RNA, 3733 nt
Organism: Plodia interpunctella (Indianmeal moth)
Lineage: Eukaryota; Metazoa; Arthropoda; Insecta; Lepidoptera; Pyralidae
Exons: 2
Coding region: 1300-2877 (525 amino acids)
Molecular function (GO): zinc ion binding; nucleic acid binding
Source: RefSeq, a predicted model, not a curated record
UGUACGCGCGCAUGCGUCAGGCACGUCAUUCGGCCAUUGACUGGAUCCGAGUGUGCGUCGGUUGCAUGGUGUGUACCUACAUAUUACGUGGUAAUAAAACUUAUUUUAUUAAUCCCUGAACCCUAUAUAUGGCGACGAGUCAAAAGUGAGUACAACUAGUUUAUUAUCAAAAGGGCAAGGGAGAAACUGCAAAUAACAAAAUAUAAUGUUUACGCUUUGUCGUCUAGCGAAUAUUAGCGGCCAUUUUGUUAAAACAAACAGCUAAAACAAUAAUACUACUUAUUAGGUAUAUUUAACGCAAAUAAUUUCUUAAAUGGCUGCAUAUAAUAGCUUUGUUGCUUUUAUUAAUAUGCUAACAAUGCAUGUUUUAUUGUUUUAAAUACCUAAGUGCUUUGACUAGUGAAAUUAAAUUUAUCAUAAGUUGGUAAAUAGAUGGCUCGACAGAAAUGUGAACAAAUACCUUCGCUUGUUGUAAAAUUGAUACCUAUUUGCAAAUAAAAAGGCAAUACAAUAAAUACCUUGAAGAUAUGUGUGUGAAUAUGUACUUAUAAGUAGUUAUGAAUUAAACAAAGGGAGGAUAUAUUAUUCCUCCGACUAUUUAUGAAUAUGAAUAUUUGUUUUGUACCUACUAGUACUAGGUGCCUACAUUCUUGUUGUUUUAAUUGUUGUUAAAUUUAUAGCGUAGUUUAAAGAGACUCAAUAAUAUUAUAAAAUCAGGUUAUUAUACACAUAAAAAUGGUUACAAUACAUUUGGAUGGUUUAGGUACAAUUAAAAAAAAUUACAUGAAUUCUCUUAAUGACUUAAAAAAUUGUUUUUUUUUCACAUUUCAUUGAAAUUCAGUCAUUACAUUAAUACAAAGUUUCGAUACGCAUAUCUUACUUACGUAGUGUAAAAAGGUAAAAAAAAAAAAAUCCAUGUAAAAAAAAAGGGCAUUGCCCUAUGAAAGGAAAAGCCACGUUCCAAUUGAAUGGCCACGUACACAAAAACGAUAUGGCCAUGCAAUAAAAAAUUAAAAAAGGCCAUGCUGCACAAUAAAUGGCCACGCAAUAAUAAUAAAUAAAAAAAAAAACGGCCACGCAAUAAAAUAAAAAUGGCCACGCAAUAAAAAUAAAAAAACAAUGGCCACGCAAAAAAAAAAAAAAAACCACAAUGGCCACGCAAUAAAAAAAAAAAAAACCUACAAUGGCCACGCAUACAAAAUACGGUAUGGCUACGCAAUAAAAAAAAAGGGCCAUGCCACACAAAAAAAUAAAUGGCUAAAAAAAAAUAAUCGCACGAAAGAUGUGACGACCAUUUAAAUGAUCGAGUGUCACUUUCAUCUUUCAGGUAGCCUCAAAAUGACUCAAAGUACCUCAACACUAUCAUUGCCAAAUCUAGAUAAUUUCGACUGCAAUGGCGAUCCGGCAUCAGUUGGGUUACGUUGGCAAAAAUGGAAAAGAGCUCUUGAAAUUUACUUUUUGGCUGCUAAUAUUGAGAAACCAGGAAAAAAACGAGCAACACUUCUUCAUAUUGGAGGAUUAUCACUUCAAGAGGUUUACUAUAAUCUUCCUGGUGCACACGUUGAUGACAAGACUGACGUCGAUGUUUAUGCAAUAGCCAUUGAUAAGCUAAAUUCAUAUUUCGCUCCAAAACAAAGCCGAAUUUAUGAGAGAUACAUAUUUCGGCUGAUGAAACAAGAAGAAAACGAAAAUUUUGAGAGAUUCUUAUUAAAGCUACGGGAACAAGCUGAAAAAUGUCAGUUCAAAGACAAAGACGAACAUUUGAUCGAUCAAAUCACAGAAAAGUGUAGAUCAAUGGAGUUAAGGAAGAAGAUAUUAGAAAUUGGAGACUCUGUAACGUUAGACCAAGUAAUUUCAAAAGCCAAUGCAUUAGAAGUGGUAGCUAGACAAUUGGAUCAAUUUAAAAAUAUAGAAAAUCCUCAGUUUGAUAAAGUAGAAGUUAACAAGAUCAUCGCAAAGAAAGUAAAUAGUAAACUGUCUUAUGGAACACGAUCUUCAGACUCGGACUGCUCCAGAUGUGGCAGUAAGAGGCACUCAUCUAAUGAUACGAAUUGCCCUGCAAAAGACAAACGAUGCCUAAAGUGUGGAUUCAUAGGCCACUACAAAGAACAAUGUAGGACUGCGAAGAAGCGACGUUUUACAAACAAUAAGUCAGAAACGGUAACCAAAAAACCUAAAUUGGAUUCGAAGAAAGUGGAUGGGCGUUCUGAAAUUGACUAUAUUUUUCACUUGGAUGAGGACGAAACUAUUCAGUGUACAAUAGGUGGAAUAUGCGUAGCAAUGUUGAUAGAUUCUGGCAGCAAAUGUAAUGUAAUUACCGAUAAAACCUGGCAAUACCUCAAAAAUAACAAGGUUCAAGUAUCUAAUAUGAAUAAGAAACCAGACAAAAUACUAGUACCUUAUGGCAGUAAAGAUCCAUUGGAAAUAAUAGGUGCAUUUGACGCGAACAUUUCGACCAACAGUAAAUGCAUAACUUCUACUUUGUAUGUUAUUAAAAAUGGCACACGCGAUUUAUUAGGAAAAUCUACUGCCAUACAACUAGGAGUUCUCCGAAUUGGUCUUCAAAUUAACGCUGUUCAGGCCAAUUUGACUUCGGAAGUAGUCUUCCCAAAGUUCAAAGGGGUAACUGUCCAGAUUCCGAUUGAUAAAAAUAUAAAACCUGUCAUCCAGCCGUAUAGAAGAGUUCCAAUUCCGUUGGAAGAGAGAGUUGACAAAAAAUUGCAAGAACUAAAAGAUGCUGACAUCAUCGAAGAAGUAAAUGAACCAACUAAGUGGGUGUCUCCAAUGGUCCCUGUACUCAAAGAGAAUGGUGAGGUUAGGCUAUCCGGCAACGCUGACUUGCGACAACGGGAGUCAGUUUUCGAGCGAAGAAUUUAAAAAUUACUGUAUAGAAUGUGGCAUUAUUAUCUAUAACACAAUUCCAUAUUGGCCACAAAUGAAUGGAGAAGUCGAAAGGCAAAAUAGAGAUGUUUUGAAAAGACUCAAGAUAAGCCAGGCAGAGGAAAAGAAUUGGAAGGAAGAAAUUUUUAGAUAUUUAAUGAUGUAUAAUAGUACCCCACAUUCAGUUACAGGAAAAUCACCUUCAGAAUUAUUUUUUAAACGUCAAUUCCGUGACAAAAUUCCUACUGCACCUGAUAUAGAAUAUAGGACAAGAGAUACAGAAAUUAGAGAUAGAGAUGCAGAAAUGAAGGAAAAAGGGAAAGAUUACAGCGAUAGGAAAAGAAAAGCCGCAGAGAAUAGUUUAGAAAUUGGUGAGAAAGUUUUGGUAAAAAAUAUAAUAAAAGAAAAUAAAUUAACUACAAAUUUCAGCCCAGUCGAGCACUGUGUUACUAAUGUCAAUGGUGGUGACGUUACGGUGAGGAACGAGGAAACCGGCAAAGAAUACCGCCGUAACAUCGUCCACUUAAAAAAAGUGAAUGAUACGUGGACUGUUGUGGAUCAAAAUAGUAAUAAUGAAGUUGUUAAUAAAUAGUUUGUAAUCGCCAUGUUUAAAUAAUUGUAAUGCCUAAUGAUUAUUUUAAAAUAUGGUUGUUCUAUAAUUUAAUUUUGUUAACAAUGUCGAUUGUAUGAACUUUAAGUUACAUUUUAAAAAAUAAAUAAAGAAGGGAUGUAGUGUACGCGCGCAUGCGUCAGGCACGUCAUUCGGCCAUUGACUGGAUCCGAGUGUGCGUCGGUUGCAUGGUGUGUACCUACAUAUUACGUGGUAAUAAAACUUAUUUUAUUAAUCCCUGAA